This is a messenger RNA of Schistosoma haematobium, 720 nucleotides long. It is a transcript of the gene TCTEX1D2, whose product is annotated as Tctex1 domain-containing protein 2. The record is from RefSeq and is a predicted model, not a curated record. Lineage: Eukaryota; Metazoa; Platyhelminthes; Trematoda; Strigeidida; Schistosomatidae. The transcript has 2 exons. Gene Ontology annotation, molecular function: dynein intermediate chain binding. Gene Ontology annotation, biological process: microtubule-based movement. Gene Ontology annotation, cellular component: cytoplasm; cytoplasmic dynein complex. Bases 1 to 396 code for a protein of 131 amino acids.
AUGGAAUUUUCAAAACAAAGUCCUAACAACGAUGAAAAAUUGAAUUCAUAUAUUGUAAAGCCACAAUUUGAUCAGAAAUUCCGCCCCUGGGCAGUAAGAAGCAUCAUUUCUCAGUUACUAAAGGAACGGCUGGAAAGGGAAGUAUACUCUCCUGAGAACACUCAUGAAAAGUGCAUUUCCCUGGCUGAUGAAAUCAAACGCUUAUUAAGGAAAAGUCUAUCUUUGCGACGUUAUAGAUACUUGGUCCAAGUCAUCAUUGGCGAAAAGAAAGGUCAAGGAGUGAAAAUGGCACGCCGCUGCUAUUGGGACUCUGAUACUGAUAACUGUGCAGAUGCUUCAUUUGUAAAUGAUUCGUUGUUCUGUGUUGCCUCGGUUUUUGGUGUUUAUAGCUACUAAGUAUAUGAGUGUUGCACUUCAAAAAGUGUCUUAAAAUAUUUUAUGAAUUUCCAAUUAGGCAUUAAUGAUUUUUUUUAAAAAGAGAAUACCGGUAAUUUUGUAAGUCAUGGUAAAAGGAUGGAAAAGUUGCCCUUAGUGAUAAGCGUCUUUCACCAAAAAGCAAGUAACUGGGUCGAGCCAAUAAGCACCAACGAACAUAUCCGCAAUAUGAACAUUGAAGCAUUUGCCUCUCAGCACAAUUGAAUAUCUUUGGAUGAUGUUCAUGUCGCAGAUUUUUAAAUACAAACCGCUUCAACAAAUAUGAAAUAUAUAUUACAGAAAUGU